UGCACCCGCUGAGUUUCUCCAGAUAUUUUGUGUACCUUGUGCUUGUCCUGCUUAGUAUUUCCAAAUAUCUAUCACAAAGCGGGUUGCUUGUUGUUGAGUCAGACCUGUUGUUCAACCCGUGACUGCAUGCAUUUCCCUUGGGAACUCCCGUUUCCCUCCACAUCCUAAAGACGUGUAGGCUGGCAAGUUAAUUGUCCAUUUUAAGUUGCCACUAAUGUGUGAGUGGUUGAAUUUGCAGGUAACGGGAAUAGGGGAAAAUAAAAUAGGAUUGUGUAAAUGUCAUGAUGUUAAUAGUCCAAAGGGCAUGUUUCUAUGCUGUAUGACUCUAUACGCUUUAAACAUGUAUAAUGCAGUGGGAGUAGCGAAUUCAGUGUUAGGACUUAAUUUGUAUUUAGCAACAAACCAAACAUCUCUGAGAUCUAUAAAACGUCACCGUUUCCAAUGUCUUGGGUCAAACCGAUUCAUGACAUGAACCUGGAGAGCAAAAACCUCCAGAUGCUAGGAACAUUCAGCCGGUAAGACGGCAUCCAUGAAAAGAGACACGGACUUGAUGAUGCUGAUUGAUUGCCGAGGCACGUUACACCACACAUCUUAUCUCUGGAGGUUGGGUUAAAGCAUCAUACGUGGAUUUAAUUUCCUGUUUCGUUAUCUGUUGUAUUUGUGUGAUCCUUAGCGCUGGCUUAUUGUUUAUUGGUCCAGUGUUCGUGAAGGUAAUCUUUCCUUCCGAUGAGACUUUGUACCGAAUACAGAAACACUUUUGUAACAUUUCCAGUCCAGAUCCCUCCAGCAGCUUCGAUCGUUAAUUAUCGGGCGGAAAUCUGACCCAGUCCGUUUGCUCGGGGAAAUCGUGAAGGGAUGACUGAAAAGUAUACAAAAGGAAACACUGACGAAAUAAACGAAAGUAAAGAUGCAUCUUCUGAUAAAGCACAGGAUGAAGAGAGCAAAACUAAGGACGAGAAAGGAAAAAAGAUUGAACAGGUCGGCCCACUGUCAUUGUUUCGCUAUGCAGAUGGAUGUGAUAAAUUGUUGAUGGUACUGGGUAGUGUUGCUGCCAUAAUUCAUGGAAUUGCCCUGCCACUCAUGGUCAUAGUGUUUGGGGAGAUGACAGACAGCUUUGUUCAUGAUGGACUUAUGAAAAAUAUAACAGCAAAUUCAACGCUGAAUGUAACUGGUGAUUUUACCGAAACAUUGGAGGAGCAAAUGACGAGAUUUUCCUAUUACUAUUCAGGAAUAGGGGGAGGUGCUUUCAUUGCAGCCUUUAUGCAGAUCUCCUUCUGGUCACUGGCAGCAGCAAGGCAGACAAAGAAAAUAAGAACUGAAUUAUUUCAUGCUGUGUUGCGUCAAGAAAUUGGAUGGUUUGAUGUCAGUGAGGUUGGUGAAAUCAACACCCGUCUAACUGAUGAUAUUUUGAAAAUAAAUGAUGGUAUUGGUGAUAAAAUUGGCAUACUCAUACAGUCGCUGUCGUCCUUUGUAGCUGGGUUUGUGGUUGGCUUUGUAAAAGGAUGGAAGUUGGCAUUGGUGAUUCUGGCUGUGAGCCCCGUUCUGGGAAUCUGUGCCGCAAUCUGGGCUAAGAUACUGACCUCGUUCACAAAACAAGAGCAAACUGCCUAUGCAAAGGCUGGAGCUGUGGCAGAGGAGGCAUUAUCAUCCAUCAGAACUGUGGUAGCUUUUGGAGGACAAAAGAAAGAAGUUGAUAGGUACCUAAAAAAUUUAAUUGAAGGCCAAAAGCUUGGAAUCAAAAAGGCCAUCAGCAGCAAUAUAGCAAUAGGUUUGACCUUCUUAAUAAUAUAUGGCUCUUAUGCUUUGGCCUUCUGGUAUGGAAGUACCCUUGUUUUGGAUGAGGACUAUACAAUUGGAACAGUGCUUACAGUAUUCUUCGCAGUCUUAAUUGGUGCAUUUUCCAUUGGUCAAUCAUCACCGCACAUUGAAGCAUUUGCCAGUGCAAGAGGUGCAGCGCAUGUGAUCUAUCACAUCAUGGACCAGGAACCAUCAAUUGACAGUUUUUCGGAAAGUGGACACAGACUCAGUCAAAUUAAAGGAGAUGUAGAAUUUUCAAACGUGCAUUUCAAAUAUCCAUCACGACCUGAUGUUAAGAUAUUGAAGGGUCUGAACUUGAAGUUACAAAGUGGCCAAACAGUUGCUCUGGUUGGCAACAGUGGCUGUGGAAAGAGCACCACCAUUCAGCUUCUGCAGAGAUUAUACGAUCCUGAAGAUGGAAUGAUAAUGCUCGAUGGACAUGAUAUUCGGUCCUUGAAUGUUAGGCAUCUCAGAGAAUUUAUUGGAGUUGUGAGCCAGGAGCCCAUCCUCUUUGCCACCACAAUAACUGACAACAUUCGCUAUGGCUGUGAAGAUGUCAGCAUGACUGACAUUGAAGAGGCUACCAAGGAAGCUAAUGCAUAUGAAUUCAUUAUGAAAUUGCCAGAUAAAUUCAAUACAUUAGUUGGAGAAAGAGGCACACAGCUCAGUGGAGGUCAGAAGCAAAGAAUUGCCAUUGCACGUGCACUGGUUCGCAAUCCCAAAAUCCUGCUGCUGGAUGAAGCGACGUCUGCAUUAGAUGCUGAGAGUGAAGCUGCAGUCCAGGUUGCACUUGACAAGGUACGACAAGGCCGCACCACAAUAGUAAUUGCUCAUCGCCUGUCAACUGUUCAAAAUGCAGACGUCAUUGCAGGAUUGGAAGACGGUGUAAUUGCAGAGCUGGGAACCCAUGAACAACUGAUGGAAACAAAGGGGAUCUAUUACAACUUGGUCACCACACAGACUUUUAAGCGUGAAAAUGAAGAUCAAGAGGGAACUGAUGAUAAAACAGAAGCAAAAAGCACCAAAAAGAUACUGCCUGGACAGCCCAAGCAAGGUAGUGUAAAAAAGGCAAAAAUAGUCGAGGAGAAGACAGAUGCAAGUGAGGAUGCACAGGAUGAGGAUCUACCCAACGUGUCCUUUUUAAGGGUCCUCAAGAUGAACAAAAAGGAAUGGCCUUAUCUAUUAAUGGGAACUUUCUGUGCUGUUAUAAAUGGGAUCUUGCAGCCUGCCUUUGCCAUAAUUUUUUCAGAGAUUAUCGGGGUUUUUGCGCACCCAGACAAGAAUGUUGUACGUCGUCAGGCUACGUUGUAUUCCCUACUUUUCUUAGCAAUAGGAGGUAUCUCCUUUGUUACUUUUUUUAUUCAGGGAUUCACAUUUGGUAAGUCUGGUGAGACACUGACUCUGAGGCUACGAUCCAUGGCCUUUAAGGCGAUGAUGCGACAGGAUAUUAGCUGGUAUGAUGAUUCGAAAAACAGUACCGGAGCGUUAACGACCAGACUUGCAAAUGAUGCAUCUCAAGUUAAGGGGGCUACUGGUGCCAGACUUGCUACGGUUGCACAGAAUGUAUCCAAUCUUGGAUGUGCCAUUAUUAUUUCCUUCGUCUAUGGCUGGCAACUGACCCUGUUGAUCUUAGCCAUUGUGCCAAUCUUGGCAAUUUCAGGAGUGAUACAGAUGCGAGCGCUCACUGGUCAUGCCAACAAGGAUCGGGAGGAACUGGAAAAUGCUGGAAAAAUUGCUACAGAGGCAGUUGAAAACAUUCGAACUGUUGUAGCUCUAACAAGAGAGAAAAAAUUUGAACAAAUGUACAAAAGUAGCAUGGCUGUUCCAUACAGGAAUGCCAAAAAGAAGUCUUGCAUUUAUGGAAUCACCUUUGGCCUUUCACAAGCAAUUAUGUUCUUUGCUUAUGCAGCAUGUUUUCGAUUUGGAGCCUGGCUAGUGGCACAUGACUACAUGGGGUUCCGAGACGUUUUUCUCGUGUUCUCAGCGAUUGUAUUUGGAGCAAUGGCUUUGGGACAAGCCAGCUCGUUUGCACCUGAUUAUGCCAAGGCUAAAGUAUCAGCAGCCCGAAUCAUCAUGUUGAUUGAACAAACAGUAUCAAUAGACAGCUUUAGUGAUGCUGGUGAUGUUCCCAGCACAUUUGAAGGAAUGGUCAAAUUUGAAGAUGUUGCCUUUAACUAUCCCACUCGCCCGGAUGUGCCUGUGUUACAAGGUUUAACACUUGAAGUUGCAAAAGGACAAACCUUGGCUCUAGUGGGAAGUAGUGGCUGUGGGAAAAGCACCACCGUGCAGUUGCUGGAGAGGUACUAUGACCCACAAAAUGGAAAAGUGUUUUUAGAUAACAACAAUAUAAAGGGCCUCAAUAUUCAGUGGGCUCGGGCACAGAUGGGUAUUGUGUCUCAAGAACCAGUGCUGUUUAACUGCAGCAUUGCUGAGAAUGUUGCCUAUGGGGACAACAGCAGGAUCAUAUCCCAGGAAGAAAUAGAGGCUGCAGCCAAAGCUGCUAACAUACAUUCUUUUAUUGAAACUCUCCCUCAGAAAUAUGACACGUGUGUCGGAGACAAGGGCACCCAGCUAUCUGGUGGGCAGAAACAGCGUGUGGCCAUUGCCCGAGCAUUAGUCCGAAAUCCUAAGAUCCUGCUCCUAGAUGAAGCUACAUCAGCACUGGAUGCAGAAAGUGAAAUGAUUGUUCAAGAAGCACUGGACAAAGCAAGAGAGGGCCGUACCUGCAUUGUGAUAGCUCAUCGUUUGUCUACUGUCCAAAAUGCCAACAAAAUAGCUGUGUUUCAUAAUGGACAAAUUGCAGAGGAAGGAACACACCAGCAACUUUUGGCCAAACAAACUCUUUAUUACAAUCUAGUUAAUGCACAAAUGAGACGAAACUGAGUGGGGGGAGAAAUAUCAAUCACUGUAUUCAAAUUCAUUUUUUAAAUUUCAGUUUGAUUUUGGUAAAUGGCAAUAAAGUUAGACCAGUGAAAUAACACCUUGUAUAUACAGCACCUUUAACAUAGUAAAAAUGUCAUAAAUUAUUUUCAUUAAUUACAUGCCCUGCCUUGGACAAAUAACUGUCUCCAAUUUUGAUGGGGAGAGCCCAUUAAUAAAUCAGAGCUGUUAAAAAAAAAGUUAAUUAUUUGGAAAGAAUAUGGGAUUGUGAAAAUGGUAUCAUCUCUGACAAGUCUCCUAGGCAGCUACUAGAAUAAAUGUAACCCCACACUCCUAACAGAGAUGUACAUAUGAGGGGCUGAGUCCAACUACAACUGAAGCACAAGUUGUGAGGAUAAUCGGCCACUGUAAAGUAAUCACAGUGUAGAAUAUGGGAGUGGUUGAUGGAAAUUUGAGGAGAAUCGAAAAUGGGAUUAGUGUAGGAUUUUCGUCAAUGAGAUCUACCUGGACAUGGUGGGCCAACAAGCCUAUUUUCAUGCUGCUCUUUUUUCUUUUCUGCUCUGAGUGCAGCUCUCUCUGGAAACAUAUGUACUGGAACCAUUCCUCAUUAUCGACAAUUAUAAUUAAAAUCAAUGAGUAAUUCAGUUUUGUAUUUCUAUAUGUAUGGGUAUUUAAAAUGUUAUUUGAUGAUUACUAUACACAAUCUGACUAUUUCAAAAUGUGUUGACAUUUUCUAAUGUCAUACAUGUUAAUAGAUUCCUUUAAGUACCUAUCUAUGAAUUGAUAUGUGAUUGCAACAUUUAAGCACCAGAUAGCCAAUAAAUACCAUGGGAGUCAUUAUAACCAUAGCGUUCAGGUGUGAAUGAUAUUCUCAAUGCAGUGAUCAGUUCUAAUUGCUGUCUUUUGACAUUUUUAAUUUUACAGGUAGGUGUUGUUAUUCCCCAAUAGUUUAAUUUCCCAGUCUCUGUACACCUCCAACAGAAUGGUCUUGAGGAAAGGGCCAGAGACAGCGAGAGGAAAAAUGAGGAAUGGGGAACAGAGAUGGGGAGAUGCAAGUUUAAUACUGAGGAAAAUGGGAAUGGGAAGUUUGUUCUAACAUGCCAUCUUCCACACAUCCUGUAGCAUUUAAAAAAAUGUUUAUGGACAAGGUUGUGAUUGCAACAUCUUUACCACAAGAUUACUUUCUACCGUUCUAAUCUUCAGAGUAGAUAUCCUUAGAUGAGGACCAACACAAGAGCCCUAAUACAAGUCUGGUGUUCUGAAAUAAAAUACAAAAAGUAAUGGGGACACGCAGCAGAUCAGGCAGUAUCUGUGGAAACAGCAGAGUUAACAUUUCAGAUCUAAGACCUUUUGUCUUAAUUGGGAAAGAGAGGAAACAUGGCAAUUUUAAGUUGCAAAGAGGAUGAGAGAUAUUCAGGGCAAAGGAAAUAUCUCUGAAAGAGGGUUGCCCAGUUACAGCGCUGCCUGAUGAAUUGAUUAAUGAAGGCAGUUAGAGAGAGACUGAAAAUAGAGAGGGAGGAUGAUCAGUACCAGGAGGUGAGAUGGGAGGGGUGACAGAUAAAGCAUGGAGUCAGAUGUUGUGGAGGUAUGUUAGGCAGAUGAAGGUAGGUGAGGAGGGAGAGGUGUAUAUUUAGUAACAGACUGGUGGAUGAAUGGUGGAAGCUGAUAAGAAUCGAGGGCAAAUUGAGCCAGGUGGGGGGACGGGAGUGGGAAGGUAGAGAUAAAGACUAGAAGGUAGUAAGUAGAACUAGGUAAGGAAUGGACGAUGGCUAGAUGGAACCAGAUAGGAAAUGAAAGAUAGGAAAGGUAGAGCAGCAAGAAGAAUUUAAGGCAUGGGAAAAGAACAUAAGGGGAUUUGGCAAUCUGAAACUGGUAAAUUCCAUGUUUAAGCCAAGUGGAAUACCAGGUUUUGUACUUCAAGUAUGUGCUUCACUUCACUAUGUCAGUGGAGAAGUCUGUGUGGGAACGAGAAGGUCGGAUUAAAUGACAUGCAACCAGAAGCUCCAGGUGGAUGUUGCAGGCGGAGCACAGAUGCUCUGUAAAGCGAUGUCUUGUCGACGUUUGG
This is a messenger RNA of Leucoraja erinaceus (little skate), 6742 nucleotides long. RefSeq names its product ATP-binding cassette, sub-family B (MDR/TAP), member 4 (gene abcb4). The record is from RefSeq and is a predicted model, not a curated record. The transcript has 28 exons. NCBI's taxonomy places the organism in Eukaryota, Metazoa, Chordata, Chondrichthyes, Rajiformes, Rajidae. Gene Ontology annotation, biological process: transmembrane transport. Gene Ontology annotation, molecular function: ABC-type transporter activity; ATP hydrolysis activity; ATP binding. Gene Ontology annotation, cellular component: membrane. Bases 856 to 4680 code for a protein of 1274 amino acids.